Melitaea cinxia (Glanville fritillary) is the source of this 1287-nucleotide messenger RNA. Its product is annotated as MDS1 and EVI1 complex locus protein EVI1-A-like. NCBI's taxonomy places the organism in Eukaryota, Metazoa, Arthropoda, Insecta, Lepidoptera, Nymphalidae. Gene Ontology annotation, molecular function: RNA polymerase II cis-regulatory region sequence-specific DNA binding; DNA-binding transcription repressor activity, RNA polymerase II-specific. The coding region runs from base 1 to 1287 and encodes 428 amino acids. The record is from RefSeq and is a predicted model, not a curated record. The transcript is spliced from 4 exons. Gene Ontology annotation, biological process: regulation of cell cycle process; negative regulation of transcription by RNA polymerase II; neuron differentiation. Gene Ontology annotation, cellular component: nucleus; transcription repressor complex.
AUGGAAGCUGCAUUACCACAUUUUCAACGCCUCGCUACUUCUAGAUUUUAUCAACAGUACGCCGCACCGCCUGUUCGAAUUUCAAGCAAUUACCUUCAUGAUUUAAUUCCCCAACAACAUCCAACCCUACUACAGCAAUAUUUAGCUUACUACAAUGAACCUUUAGUUCCGCUCGAUCUGUCACUCAAGUCCACAACUCCAAUCACUCCACCUUGCACUCCACCACCUCCACAAAAAAGAAAAUCGCCCGAUGAAAACAAAAAUGAAAAACCAAUAAAAAUAUUCCGACAUUUCGAAGAAACAGAUAUCAAUGUAAAUGAUGAGUCGCAAGAAAAAUCACAGAAAAGGAAAUCGGAUGACGAAAUUUCAAAUGACAGCGAUAGUCUCGAGGCAAAAAAACUUAAAUUUACAAAACAAUUCUUUGAUGAACUUCGGAGUUGUCUGCCCGACAAAGGCGGUAAUGACAGUGAGAGGAGUUCCCCUGAUGUUGUUGAAAUAAAGGAUGUGGAAGAGCGACCGAAAAAAUCACCUAGACCUCAACAACCACUAAAAAAGAGUAAAGUUGUCAGACGUUUAAUGUUCGAUGAGGACAAAACGUCACCAGUUUCUGGAACUAUCAUUCGCGAUCUCGCAGAGGAUGAAACUCUAGUAGUUCGUAAGGGUGAUAUUGAUCCAGCUUUUAAUGUGGUAGAAGUAACUGAAGAAGCGAAAGCUUUGAUUGCCACAAUUGAAAACAGACUGGGAAGGUACAUCUGUAGAUUGUGUCGACGACUUUAUAGUGAUGCGUUUGCACUAGCACAACACCGGUGCUCCAGGAUCGUACAUAUUGAAUAUCGCUGUCCAGAAUGUGAUAAGGUUUUCAACUGUCCCGCAAACCUAGCUUCACAUCGCCGCUGGCAUAAACCUCGUGUACCAGGAGGUACCAAACGACGCGAACCUUCUACUUCUGACGCUGGCCGUUUCCCGUGCCAGAAGUGUGGAAAGCUGUUCAGGAGACAAGCUUACUUGAAAAAACAUCUUCUUGCUCAUGACCAACCUGAGAACGACUCUGAAAAAGAACCAUCGGCAUUCCGACAAGUCCACGUUGACUAUCCUUCCUACCAAUCGGAACCAAUACGUGACAGCAAUUUCAACACUUUUUGGAACAAAAUACCUCAAAUGGACUCGAAUUGGGAGGAGACACGAAACCGAUGCCCUUCAAACUGUUCCUCCGAAGAUUCUCGUAGCUUGGAUGUAACGGGAUCAGAGGAUGAAGGAGAAGGAAUCAGGGAGGGUAGAGACGGGUGA